AUGACCGUCAGGGCGGCAGCGGCAUUUGAUGAGUUUCUCAGCCAUGCUCGCCAAAGCCACACGUGGCCAAGAACCAAUUUGUACAAGACCAAGCGCCCAAAGGCAUUUGGCCUUGCUCAAUGGCUACUUCCCGCAGACAAUCCCCUAGUCGCACAUACAGCGGAGCUUCCACCCAAUCCAUGCUUGAGAUGUGUGACUAGCGAUAGGGUGCAUUGGCCAAAAUGGUUGCAUGAGGGUGCAUUGGCCGAAACCCCUCGUUCUUCAAGAUGCUGUGGUGUCAUCCUUCACAAGCAGCCGGUUGAUGUCUUUUAA
This is a messenger RNA of Durusdinium trenchii, 312 nucleotides long. NCBI's taxonomy places the organism in Eukaryota, Dinophyceae, Suessiales, Symbiodiniaceae. The record is from the annotation of a GenBank genome assembly.